Molecule: messenger RNA, 1929 nt
Organism: Panicum virgatum (switchgrass)
Lineage: Eukaryota; Viridiplantae; Streptophyta; Magnoliopsida; Poales; Poaceae
Product: importin subunit alpha-1a-like
Exons: 10
Coding region: 58-1752 (564 amino acids)
Biological process (GO): NLS-bearing protein import into nucleus
Cellular component (GO): cytoplasm; nucleus
Molecular function (GO): nuclear import signal receptor activity; protein binding
Source: RefSeq, a predicted model, not a curated record
UGCCCUCCGCCAGCUCCCGGCCGCGGACAGAGCUCACCUCUCUCUCCGGCGACCGGCAUGCCGCGCGCCCCGCGCCGGCCGUCCGACGAGGCGCGCCGCGGGGCCUACAAGCCGCGUGUUGACUUCAGCCGCUCGCGCCGCCGCCGCGAGGACGGCCUCCUCGCCCUCCGCCGCCUCGAUCGCGACGCCGGCCUCUUCAAGCGCCGCCACGACGAAACCGCUCCCGCCAUCCACGCCUCCGAUCCAGCUCCUACAUCCGACGAAGAAGCCCCACCCGCAUACAACGCUCGUCCUCCACCCGGUUCUCCCUCGCCGCCGGACCCAUCGGCUCCCCGGAACCGGAAUGCCGCCGAGUCAGAGCUUGAAGGCCUGUCAGAAUUGGUCGACAAAGUAUGUUCAGAUGACACCACCAGUCAGCUGGAAGCCACAGUCCAGUUCAGGAAACUUCUUUCAGAUGAGAAGAAUUCAACUGUGAUAAGAAUCAUUAGAGCGGACGUCCUUCCCAGAUUUGCUGAGUUUCUUUCAAGACAUGGGCUUCCUCAGCUCCAAAUGGAGGCGGCCUGGGUGCUUACCAACAUAGCUGCAUCUGAUUAUACACUGCUGGUUGCAGAAUGUGGUGCUGUUCCAAGGUUGGUCGAACUAUUAGGGUCACCAAAUGCGAACAUCAGGCAUCAGGCUAUAUGGUGUCUUGGCAAUAUAGCUGCAGACUUGCCUAGCUGCAGAGACAUUCUUUUUGACCAUGGUGUUGUUACGCCAUUACUUUCUCAAUUUAGAGACGACAUGAAAAUUCCAGUUCUGAGAACUGCUAUGUGGGCCCUGUCAAAUAUUUGUUUUGGAAAAUUGCCAGCUGAAGUGCAAGUGAAGCCGAUACUGGACAUUGUUUGCCAGCUGAUUCAUUCUGCUGAUGAGAAGAUACUGGCAGAUGCAUGCUGGACUGUAUACUAUAUAUGUAGUGGUGUAGAUGAUGCCAUUCAAGAUGUAUUAGAUGCUGGGGUCUGCCCUCAACUUGUAAAUCUCUUGAUGCAUGCAUCAGCUAGUGUUCUUCUUCCUGUCAUUAUGGCACUCGCAAGAAUUUCUGCCGGAGAUGAUGCUCAAGUUCAGGUCUUAAUAGAAAAUGGCAUUCUCAAUUGUUUAGCCCAAUUGCUCGCGCGAAAUUACCCAAAGAACAUCAAGAAACAAGCUUGUUUAAUUGUUUCUAAUAUCGCCACUGGCAACAAGGAACAAAUUCAGGCCGUAAUUGAUGCAAGCAUUAUUAGUCCUCUUGUUGUCCUCCUAAAGACAUCAGAGUCAGAUAUAAAAAAGGAAGCUGCUUGGGCUUUAUCAAAUGCUGCGUCCAGUGCUUCAAGUGAACAAAUUCAAUAUUUGGUGAGCCGGGGAUGUCUAGAGCCCCUCUGCAGUGUCCUCUCCUACCAAGAUCACGACCUAUUAUAUACGUGCCUGGAAGGUCUCGAGAACAUACUCCAGGCAGGCGAGGUGGGGAAGAAGGGCGAGGAAUCUGGGACAAACCCGUAUGCACAGUUCAUUCUAGAGUGUGGGGGUUUAGAUAAGCUGGAGGAUCUGCAGGACGUCAACAGCGACAGGGUCUACGAGUUGGUCAUGAAGCUGUUGCAGAGUUACUGGGAGGAAGAAGCGAGCGAGAACGAUGAUCCGGAUGUCCCAGGUUCAAAUGACUCAGCAGAUACCGUGGGAACUAAACCUGAAGAAGCUGCACAGCCACCAGAACCUGCUUCCGGCGCAGAUGAAGCCGAAUGAUGGCAGACCCAUUUUAUUGUAUCGAUGCAGAUAGAUCCAGAAUCCUUUUCUUACUAGGACUCCAGCGAAGCGAACAGAGCGAUCCCGCCGUGGCGCGUCCUCGCCGGCGUCCGGCGAUCUCCCUAUCCUUGCUUGCUCGCACGGGCCAGAGUUCGAUCGAUCCUCAGAUUGGAUGCA